Priceomyces carsonii is the source of this 1608-nucleotide messenger RNA. Its product is annotated as phosphopantothenoylcysteine decarboxylase complex subunit. NCBI's taxonomy places the organism in Eukaryota, Fungi, Ascomycota, Pichiomycetes, Serinales, Debaryomycetaceae. The transcript has a single exon. The record is from RefSeq and is a predicted model, not a curated record. The coding region runs from base 1 to 1608 and encodes 535 amino acids. Gene Ontology annotation, biological process: coenzyme A biosynthetic process. Gene Ontology annotation, molecular function: phosphopantothenoylcysteine decarboxylase activity; FMN binding. Gene Ontology annotation, cellular component: phosphopantothenoylcysteine decarboxylase complex.
AUGGCUUCAGAUAAUACUGCCCUGAAGAAGGAUAACGAAGGGUCACCGGUUUCACCCACACCUUCUCUCGUAUCAGAAGACAUCCCACCUUCUGUGAUGGCUAUUUCCAACUUAAGAUGCCCCUCACCCCCUCCUAUACUUACGAAUAGCUCACUGAGGCCGGCGACUGCUACUCCACCGAACAUAACUUUGUCUAACUCUUCAGGGAAAGUUGUUCAGCAUCCACAUAGAGAAACUAUAGUGGCUGGUGGGGCUGUUUUGAAUGAUAAAGAACAAAGUGCGAAGCAAGGAGCGAGCGAUGGUGAUUUGAAUUCUAAAGAAGUCAAAGAUAUUAAGCAAUCUGGAAAGGCAGGGCCAUCCUCAGAUAAUACUCUCCCUUUAUUAGAAAAGAACUUAGAAAGACAUAAUAAGGGCUUAGGAGGUAAGGAUAAGCAACUUUCUAAACCUCCCGAAAGCAACUCGCACCGCAAGCAGCCUUCCGUGCAUGCGCAUUUCUAUGUUGAUGAGACUCUUAGGCCUGGUAAAGUAAUCAAUAGAUCCAGAAGUGGUUCUGGUAGUGGCUCUGAUUUCCUGUCUAACUCUGGAAAUGUCAUUAGGGGACCGACGAGUGCAAACUUGGAUAAAAUCUUGGGCAACAGUGCCAAAAACACAUCUCCUCCUCCCGCUUUAGGUAGUCAAAAAUCAGCUACUCCAAAUGAGCAAUCUAACAUAGAUCCCCGGCUUCCGCAGGAUGAUGGGAAGCUUCAUGUUCUUUUUGGUGUAUGUGGUGCGUCAUCAACAGUCAAGGUAAAGUUGAUAAUUAACAAAUUAUUCGAAAUUUACACUUCUGAUAAAAUAUCUAUUCAAAUAAUAAUGACAAAGGCAAGCGAAAAUUUCAUAUCCCCAGAAAUCAUAAAUCAUCUUGAGAAUGUUAAGCAGAUACGAGUCUGGAGAGAUUCUGAUGAAUGGACAACUUGGAAAUCUCGUUCGGAUCCUGUUUUGCAUAUUGAAUUGCGUCGCUGGGCUGAUGUCCUCAUUGUAUGUCCAUUGACUGCAAAUACAUUGUCUAAGAUUUCGCUUGGGUUGUGCGAUAAUUUAUUAACAAACGUCAUACGAGCAUGGAAUACUUCAUAUCCUAUUUUAUUGGCACCUUCAAUGGUUAGUUAUUCGUAUAAUGCUAUAACCACGAAGCGCCAGUUAAAGCUAAUUGCGGAGGAAAUGCCUUGGAUCGAAAUUUUGAAGCCUUCAGAGAAAGUCAUAGGUAGUUAUGGCGAUAUUGGAAUGGGUGGUAUGGCUGAUUGGAAUGAGAUUGUUAACAGAAUAGUUCUCAAAUUAGGUGGCUAUCCUGAGGAAGAAGACGACGAUGAUGACUAUGACAAUGAAAAUGAUAAUUCCAAAAUAAAUGGGCAUAAGAAGGGGUCAGAUGAAGACGAUGAAGAAGACGAUGACGAUGACGAUGAUGAUGACGAUGAUGACGAUGACGAUGAUGACGAUGACGAUGAUGAAGAUGAAGAUGAAGAUGAAAUCAGCAAAGAAGAAAAAGCUACUUCAACAGAACCACCAGGCUCAACCCCAAUUGUAAAGAUAGAUCGUUUAAGCGUUAAGGAAGAACCACAUGUGUCGACAUAA